Malania oleifera is the source of this 1977-nucleotide messenger RNA. Its product is annotated as probable receptor-like protein kinase At5g20050. Lineage: Eukaryota; Viridiplantae; Streptophyta; Magnoliopsida; Santalales; Ximeniaceae. Bases 434 to 1795 code for a protein of 453 amino acids. Gene Ontology annotation, molecular function: protein kinase activity; ATP binding. Gene Ontology annotation, biological process: protein phosphorylation. The transcript has a single exon. The record is from RefSeq and is a predicted model, not a curated record.
UCUGCAAAACCCAAACCAAAUCAUUGACUAUAUAUAUAAACAAGUUUUUAAAUAUACACACCAACAUGACAAAAUUUCAAAGCUAAUAAAUAUUAUGAAAAGGAAAAUGCGAGAAGAAGACCCUGGAAACUUCUUGCUUGAAGUCUUCUUAUAAAGAAACAUAAUGCUAUACCCAAAAUCCGCAUUUUGCAGAUUCAUAGAUGCAAGUUAACGGGUCUUCCGCGUUUGUAUGGAAACUAAAUAUUUCAAUUGGAUGUGACACGGUGACACCCACCUCUACUGCAGCGGCAUAAACAAGAAUCACAAAGUCUCCUCUUUCACAAAAGGAAUAUGGAAAUCACAAGAAGAAAAUUCUUCUUCCUCCUCCUCUUCUUUUUCUUCUUCUUCUUCUUCUUCUUCUUCCUACUUAAUUGAAUUUAGAAAUGAAGGUUCGAUGGAGGAAAAGAAAUCAAACAUAAUAGCUGCUUUAUCGAUACUAGUCCUCAUCAUUUUGCUCAUCGUUGCCCGUGUCUCUCUUGGACUCUCCUCCAGGACUUUCUACUUGAUUGUUGGUGCCGAUAUUGCAGCAAUUAUUGUUGUUUUCGCAUAUGUCAUAAUCCGAAGGCGUGGUGAUAGGCGAAGGCAAUUGUUAGAGAGGCAAAGGAUCUUGGAAGGCCGAGAACUUCGAAUAGAGUACAGUUUCCUCAGGAAAGUAGCCGGAGUUCCAACAAAAUUUCAAUACAAGGAGCUUGAAGAAGCAACGGAAAAUUUCAAAUUACUGCUAGGCCAAGGAUCAUCAGGCUCGGUUUUCAAAGGAGUCCUAAAGGAUGGUACUUAUAUCGCCGUGAAACGAAUCGGGGGAGAGGAGCAUGGAGAGAAGGAAUUCAGAUCAGAAGUUGCAGCUAUUGCUAGUGUCCAACAUGUAAACCUUGUACAUCUUCUAGGCUAUUGUUGCCCCCCGACCGGGGGGACUCGCUUCCUUGUUUACGAGUUUAUCCCAAAUGGAUCAUUGGAUUGCUGGAUUUUCCAACAAAGAGGGGGGCGAAACUGCCAAGGAGGUUGCUUGUCAUGGAACUUAAGGUAUAGAGUUGCCAUUGAUGUAGCUAAGGCACUUUGUUACCUUCAUCAUGACUGCAGGUCCCGAAUACUUCACUUCGAUGUCAAGCCGGAAAACAUACUUCUCGACCAGAAUUAUCGUGCGCUCAUGUCGGAUUUUGGGCUCUCAAAGCUAAUGGGAAAAGAAGAGAGCAGAGUUGUGACAUCCAUCCGGGGUACUAGAGGGUACUUGGCACCAGAGUGGCUAUUGCAGCAAGGAGUUUCCGAGAAAUCUGACAUCUACAGCUAUGGAAUGGUUCUUCUGGAGAUGCUAGGAGGAAGGAGAAACAUUUACUUGGUUGAAAACGACGACGGCCGCGACAAGUCCAAGAGGAAAUGGGACUACUUUCCAAAAUUUGUAAUGGAGAAAAUGAAAGAGAAGAAGCUCAUGGAAGUGGCUGACCAGAGGCUAGUAGAAGGGGAAGGCAUCGACGAGAGGGAACUGAGGAUCUUGGUUUUUGUGGCUCUAUGGUGCAUACAGGAGAAGGCCAAGCUCAGACCCAGCAUGGCUCAGGUGGUCGACAUGCUCGAAGGGCGUGUGGCCGUGGAUGAGCCACCCGAGACACAAAUGGCCAUUGUUGAUCUUUUGUCAAUUGAAGAUUCAAGAGAUGGUCAGGACAUGAGGCAGGGGGUUCCGGCACUUGCUGCAUCUCAAGUUGGUGCCAAUAUUCCUUCUUCCUCCAUGAACUCAUAUACCAUGUCGGUUCUUUCGGGACGGUAGAUCGAAGAGUUUCAAGGUAUCAUCAUCUUCCGCAGGACUGGUUUUUUCUUUCUUCUUUUACUAGGUUCCUCUUUUCUUUUCCAAACUUUGAUUUGUCGGCUCUCUUUUCUUUUGGCAGAUUUAGACAAAAUAUGUCAUUUUUGGUUGUCAACAACAUGAAUAGCUUUACCAUCAUUACUUUA